Homalodisca vitripennis (glassy-winged sharpshooter) is the source of this 1961-nucleotide messenger RNA. Its product is annotated as KRAB-A domain-containing protein 2-like. Gene Ontology annotation, biological process: DNA integration. The record is from RefSeq and is a predicted model, not a curated record. NCBI's taxonomy places the organism in Eukaryota, Metazoa, Arthropoda, Insecta, Hemiptera, Cicadellidae. The coding region runs from base 106 to 1908 and encodes 600 amino acids. The transcript has a single exon. Gene Ontology annotation, molecular function: nucleic acid binding.
UCCCCGCUAUAACGCUGCUCUCAGUUCUGUUCCGUCACGCCACAGUAUUGUGCUAGGCCUACGCUUCAGUUCUGUUCUGUCGUGCCACUGUAUUGUUGCUUGAAAAUGUCACAAGUGAACAGUAGUAUCAGUAGUUCUAGUGAUCGUUUAUCGCUAAUGAAACUUCGUUUUAGUGCCGAACUUGUAAAAAUUCGGAAUGCAAGUGCUAAAAAUAGUGUUUUUUUGACUGAAGACGACUAUAAGAAGCUGGUGUUGGAGGUCGAAGAUGCCAAGGCCAAGCCCAGAAAGGAACCUCGUCACUACUGGCUACUCAACAGGUAUGAUGUAAUGAUCGUAGAAAAUGUGCAAAAACUAAUACACCCAUUAAAACAAGGAGACAGUGUUGUAAAAUUUUAUGUCCACGAUUCAGAUUUAUUUACUGUUCUCCAUGAAGCUCAUGUAGCUAUUGGUCAUGGUGGAAGAGAUCGAAUGUUAAAAGAGCUAGAUAUUAAGUACAAAAAUGUUACACGUCAUGAUGUUGAGCUAUAUAUUAGUUUGUGUGAGCCAUGUCAGAAGAAACAAAAGGGUUCGAAAAGAGGAGUGGUAGUAAAGCCCCUGAUUUCAUCAGAAUUUAAUUCUCGUUGUCAAGUAGAUUUAAUUGAUUUCCAGUCACAGCCCGACAGGGAGUUUAAGUUUAUAAUGGUCUAUCAGGAUCAUUUGACAAAAUUUGUGAUUCUUAAGCCUCUCAAAACUAAAACCGCUGAGGAAGUAGCAUAUCACCUAGUUGAUAUUUUUACUCUCAUUGGAGCACCAAGUAUAUUGCAGUCAGACAAUGGAAGGGAGUUUGCAAACAAAAUAGUUUACAAUUUAAAAGAUUAUUGGCCUACGUUAAAAAUCGUUCAUGGCAAACCACGUCAUUCUCAAAGUCAGGGUAGUGUAGAACGUGCAAACCAAGAUAUUGAAAACAUGAUUUCGACUUGGAUGCAAGAUGAAAAAACUGACCGUUGGAGUGAGGGAUUGAGAUUUGUGCAACUUAUGAAAAAUAGAGCUUUACAUUCAGGAAUCAAAAGAACGCCCUAUGAGGCUCUCUUCGGCUGUAAAGUAAAGGUCGGUCUUACAACAUCUUCUCUGCCUCGAGACAUUUUGGAUUCCAUUAACAGCGAAGAAGAUUUGGAAAGAGUGGUUAAUAACAUGCACACAACAGAAACACAAACAAUGUCAAGUCUAGAACCUCCACUCCAAACCGAUCAUAACACUUCAGAAGUUAAUGAGGCAACCGUUGAUGUCUCGGUCAGUUCUAGCCUUCUACAAAUGUGUAGCGUUUGUUUGCAGCAAACUAAUGAGAAACAAAACUGCACAAAAUGUUUAGCGGACAUACAUAUUUCAUGUGGCCAUUCAAUUCAGGGGUGUGAUGAUACUGAAAAAACCCUGUUGUGUGUCCCUUGUUUUAAUUCGGAAAAUAUUGAUAAAGAGAGGAAGAGGUCAAAAGCUUGUCUUGAAAAACAAGCUAAGAAAAUGAAAGCUAAUUCCGAUAAAAAGUUUCCCCCCGUCACCAAAGGAGUCACUGUUCGUGUUCCAAUUCCUGACGUUGACAAAGGAAGAGGUGACUUGAGAAAUAUUCUGGCAGUGGUCAUGGAUACGACAGAAGAUGGGUUUUACAAAUUAGGGACCGCCAACGGAGUUUUGAAACAACUGUACGCAAGGUCACAGUUUACAGUUUGCCAAAAAAGCCUAGUUCGAGUAGAAGACGUGCCUGAUCAAGAAACAGGACUUCGUACCGUUGCAACAGCUCAGUCAACAGGAAGCGGCCAAGGAUUUGUGAGAUGCACUUGCAAAACUAAAUGUCAAACCAAACAAUGUGCUUGUGUUAAAAACAAUCGAAAAUGCAACUCGAAGUGCCAUAGUUCUCUUUCCUGCUGUAACAAGUAAUUUCUUAAAUUAAUAUUUCACUUUUAAAUUUUACUCUAGUAAAAUAUGAGGAU